Molecule: messenger RNA, 1074 nt
Organism: Symbiodinium sp. CCMP2592
Lineage: Eukaryota; Dinophyceae; Suessiales; Symbiodiniaceae
Source: the annotation of a GenBank genome assembly
AUGGCGUUGUCUUUGCUGCGACUUUCUGAACUGGCCGUCGCGGCCUUGGUCAAUGUGCCUGGCUCCUGUGCUGACCAGGAUCUUAUCACGAUGCUUGCUGCGGAAGCUUGUCAGACGCCGUCGGAGCAGUGGGCCUUGGGUCUGCUCCUGGCCAGUGCGCAGGUAGGCCAAGCCGCGGAUACCUUGAUGCCCAUUGUGGGAACUGCGCGUGCCAGAGAACUCCUCCUGCAGUGGGCCAAAACCUUUGAAGCAGAAUUGCCUCUGCUGGAGGAGUGGACGGAAGAGCCAGAUGAGGAAAGCUUCAUGCCAGCUCGCCUCGCACUGAAGCAGGACGUGAUCGAGGCUGUCGGCGACGCCUGCGAAGAGAAGGCUAUGGACCUGGUGCAGCAGGGCUACAUUCGCAUGCCUUCCUGGACAGCCUCGGACUUCGGCGCGCUGGCCUCGCCGGAGGAGGAUGACGAGUUGAGGGGCCGGCUUUCGGCCUGGUUCCUGAGUGGGCUGACGCAGAAGCUGGCUCACUGCUACGACUGCUGCGGCGUCCUGAUGCGAAUGCAAGAGCGAGAGCAGACGCAGAGCCUGGCCGCGACGGUUGAGGCAACGCUGUCGGCCUGCCUGCAGCUCCGCGAGAUGGUUCUGGAAUCCUCCGACCUGGCAGAGCAGCCGGCGAAGCUGCAUUCAGCACUGCCAGUUGUCAACCGUACAGAGGCUCCGGGCGACGCGCUAGGUGAAGAGUUUGUUUCCGUGAUUGCAACUGCCUUGGACUCCGCGUUUCGCCGGGUCGAGGCACAGAUCCCAUCACUGCUGCUACGGCCGCUUUGGCGUCUGGCGACAGCCAAAGAGAUCUGGAUAAAGUGGGCCAAAAUGGUCGCUCAGCAGGCACCCCCCGGCGACAGAUCCGUCGAUCAGGCAUCGGGCCCCAACACGGGGCCCGAAGCGGCGGCCGCCAAGGAGGCCACGAAACCCCGUCCAGAGCGACCUGUCGGAAAGGCCAAAGCGCCUCCAAAAAGAAGCGACCGGCAGGAUUGGAAUGCGCGGUCACGCGCAAUGCUUGCGCAGAUGGGCUGGACUUCUUGA